Adineta ricciae is the source of this 1107-nucleotide messenger RNA. The record is from the annotation of a GenBank genome assembly. NCBI's taxonomy places the organism in Eukaryota, Metazoa, Rotifera, Eurotatoria, Adinetida, Adinetidae.
AUGAUCUCAGAAUAUCUUAUCCUGAUAAUCUUAGUCAGGAAAAUAUCGAUGUCAACAAGAUUAUCACUUAACGCAUCAUGGAAUCAAAAUGGUACUAUAGUCAUCGGAUCUCCGAAUGGAAUGAAUGGAACAUCACUUGCUCAGCUCUCUCAUCCCGUGGGAAUAACAAUUUCAGAUGACGAUGUUCUUUAUAUUGCUGACACAGGAAAUCAUCGUGUUCUUGUCGUUGAUCUUAACAAUAGCACGAGCACCUAUGCUAUAUCUAAUCUAGAACAGUCUGAUCUACACUAUGACGUUUUCAUCUUCAACACAUCUCUCCAUGUUCUUAACUCGAACAAAAAACGAGUGCAAAAGAUGUCUCUAAAUGGUUCCAACUCAGUUACGGGUACUAAUCUGAGUGAACUAGUUUCGCCAAUAUAUAUGUUUAUAGACAAGAGCGGGAAUAUAUAUGUUAGUGAUGCUGGUAGUCAUCAAGCGUUCGUUUUUCGAUCAAAUUCGACACAUGGCUCAGCUGUCGCGGGUAAUGGAACGAAUGGUACAACUUAUGAGCAACUAAAUCGACCGUAUGGAAUAUUUGUUAAUGAUGUCGGAACGAUCUAUGUUGCAGAUUGUGGAAAUAAUCGGAUCAUGAAAUGGACAUCUAGAGUGCAAUCUGGCGUUUGUGUAGUUGGUGAUGUAUUAACAAAAGUCUAUGCACCAACAUAUAUCAUUGUUGAUGAAAAUGAAUACAUGUAUAUUGCCGAAGCCGAUAAAUCCCGGAUAACUCGAUAUGCUCCCGAUUCAACGUUUAGUGUAUGCAUUGUUGGUUGUACAGACAUAUCUAGAAUUGUAACAAAUCAAUUGAGUAGUCCACACUCAUUAGCAUUCGAUAGUCAUGGUUCACUUUACGUCUGUGAUUGGGGAAAUCAUAGAGUACAUAAAUUCGAACUUCUGAACUCUCCUGCUGCGUACAAUCAGCCAAAAAUUGUUGCCAAUCAAACAUGGGAUCAAUGUGGAAACACUAUUAUCAAUGGUACUGCUUUGAAGUUCUAUCCUCUCGGAAUGUUCAUUGAUUCAAAUGAUACAAUAUACGUAGCUGAUACUAACAACAAAUACAUUCGUAUUUAA